AUGGUUCGCAAGGAUCCUAUCUUCGAAGCCCGCACCAAUGUCAAGUUGCACUCGAACCGGCUCAAAAAGGAAGCUGCUCGCGCGGAGGCAACAUUCAAGUCAGAAAAGGCGAAGGCGGACAAGGCUAUGAAGAAUCGCGAGUUUCAAAUUGCCCGUAUCCACGCCGCCUCUGCUGUACGAGAGAAACGACGACAGGUAACCCUCAGAGCAGAGGCUGCGCGGGCGGACGUCAUCAUAAAUGAACUCAAAGCGGCUCAGAGCACUCGCGAUACAUCCCGAACCCUCGCUCUGGCAUCAAGAGGCCUGGAUGCGGCGUCGAAGAGUGUCAAUCUCGAAAACCUGGUGUCUCAUGCAAAUAACUUCUUAGCGCGAUCGGAAGAUUUCAAAAUCGCUAGUAGUGCGAUAGAGGAUGUCGCUCAAGGUGUCUCUAUGCAGGAGUAUGGUGCCGAGGGCGAGGCCGAAGUUGAUCGUCUCAUGGAACAGCUUGCAGACGACGCGGGUGUGGAUAUGCGCUUGGCGUUGGAUGCUGAUGCAGCACCCAAGGAAGACGUCAAAGAGCAGAAGCAGGCCGACUCGGAGCUGGAGGAUGGCCUGGGAGCGAGACUACGUGCUCUCAGAGCUGCAAGCUGA
Aspergillus lentulus is the source of this 630-nucleotide messenger RNA. The record is from RefSeq and is a predicted model, not a curated record. Lineage: Eukaryota; Fungi; Ascomycota; Eurotiomycetes; Eurotiales; Aspergillaceae.